UCUGUGUGUUUAUUUUGGUUGUUAUUAGUUGAUGUUUAUGAAAGUUUUGAGUCUCCGUGACAGUUUCCGGUUGACCGUCAGAGAGGUCAAAGGUCACCGGAACCCGGAACAACAACAGCAGCCGGUAACCGUUAACGGGUUCAUGAUGUUCUCCGGUUCACCGAGCAGAACCGGAACCGGGCUGCUGGUCCUGGCUCUGACCCGGCUGGUCUCCUCUCUGUCGGUUCCGCUCAUCGCCGGUUACUUCGGGACUAAGACCCGGUACCAGGAGGUGAACCCGGUUCUGCUGCUGGACGGGCUGACGGUGAACCGGACCGUGCUCAGACCACCGGGCUCAGAGAGCUGCGAGCCGGUCCACCUCACCGCCGUCAUCAGGCACGGAGCCCGGUACCCGACCCACCAGAACAUCCUCAAGAUCCGGACGCUCAGCGAGCUGGUCCGGAGGGAGGAGACCGGGACCGGGACCGGGACCGGGACCACCGGGAGCUCCUCCAGCAGAACCUCCAGCUGGCUGCAGGACAUCCAGAACCGCUGGGAGAUGUGGUACACCGACGACAUGGACGGUCAGCUGGUGAUGAAGGGCAGGGAGGACCUCCGUCAGCUGGCGAGACGUCUGUCCGUCUUGUUCCCGUCUCUCCUGUCGGAGGACAACAGGAGGAGGAUCAGUCUGAGGAGCAGCUCCAAGCAUCGCUGUGUGAGCAGCGUGGAGGCCUUUCAGGACGGACUGCAGCAGCACUGGAGACGGACAGGUGAGGCAGGACAGGUGGGACGCUCAGACGUGCAGUACAGCCACCAGGUGGACGACGAGCUGAUGCGGUUCUUUGAGCAUUGCCGUGGUUACGUGGAGGGCGUGGAGAAGAACCGGACGGCGCUCCUGGAGGUGGAGAAGUUCCAACACGGAGAGGAGAUGGAGGCCGUGAGGAAGAGGAUGGCCGAGAAACUGGGUCUUCAUCAGCAGCAACUCACACCGGAUCUGGUUGAAGCAGCGUUCUUCUUGUGUUCCUACGAGCUCUCCAUCAAGUCUCUGAACUCUCCCUGGUGUUUCCUGUUUGAUGAGGACGACGCCAAGGUGUUGGAGUACAAGUCGGACCUGAAGCAGUACUGGAAGCGCUCUCACGGUCAUUCCAUCAGCAGUCUGUCCAGCUGUCCUCUGUUUCAUCACAUCUUCAGGACGCUCGACAAAGCAGGACGUCCCCGCAGGUCCACGGACGCGUCACCUGAGCCGGCCUCCAUCCUGGUGGGUCACGCCGAGACGCUCCUCCCCCUUCUCUCCCUCCUGGGACUCUACAAGGACCAGACUCCGCCCACCGCCGACAACUACCACACACAGCACGGUAGAAGCUUCCGGUCCAGUCUCAUCGUCCCAUACGCCGCCAACCUGCUCUUCGUCCUGUACGACUGCCAGCGAGGUCCGCGGCUGCAGCUGCUCGUCAACGAGUCUCCGGUUCGAUUCCCGGGGCUGACGGAGGACACGCCGCUGUACCGGGACGUCCGGGCCACGUACCGCCACCUGCUGGACGGCUGCGACUUCCACAGGGAGUGUGAGGGGAGGACCGGAGGUCGCGGACCAAACACAGAACUCUGAGUGAACCAGAACCAGGUACUCCGGUCCGGUCUAGAGGAACCAGGUACUCCGGUCCGGUCUAGAGGGACCAGGUUCUCCAGUCCGGUCUAGAGGAACCAGGUACUCCAGUCCGGUCUAGAGGGACCAGGUUCUCCGGUCCGGUCUAGAGGAACCAGGUUCUCCGGUCCGGUCUAGAGGGACCAGGUUCUCCAGUCCGGUCUAGAGGGACCAGGUUCUCCAGUCCGGUCUAGAGGAACCAGGUUCUCCAGUAAAGACAUGAAGCCUUAAUGGAUAUGAGCCUCUGGGUCACAUGACCUUCAGCGCCCCCUGCUGGUGAACUGAUGUGAAACAUGUCUUUAGAUCUGCUUUAAUGUGACGUUCUGAGUUCUUCUGAGACGAGUUUAAAGGGAGUGGUGACGCGUCUCAGAGGAACAUCAGCAGGUCCUUAGUUGAUGAUAAUGUUUUGAUCCCGUUAGAGUUGCUCCAUGAAUCACACCGAUGAUGUUUGAACAUUUAAAAGAUCAUUUAUCAAAUCCACAAAGUCUGUUUCGUUUAGUUUAGUGUGAAGCGCUCAGUCACCAACACUAGCUAGCUAACUCCUAACCUGAACCUUUAACUUCUAAACCUGAACCUUUAACUUCUAAACCUGAACCUUUGACCUCUAAACCUGAACCUUUAACUUCUAAACCUGAACCUUUGACCUCUAAACCUGAACCUUUAACUUCUAAACCUGAACCUUUAACCUAUAAUCCUGAACCUUUAACCUCUAAACCUGAACCUUUAACUUCUAAACCUGAACCUUUAACUUCUAAACCUGAACCUUUAACCUCUAAACCUGAACCUUUAACUUCUAAACCUGAACCUUUAACUUCUAAACCUGAACCUUUGACCUCUAAACCUGAACCUUUAACCUCUAAACCUGAACCUUUAACCUUUAAACCUGAACCUUUAACCUCUAAUCCUGAACCUUUAACCUCUAAUCCCGAACCUUUAACCUCUAAUUCUGAACCUUUAACCUCUAAUCCUGAACCUUUAACCUCUAAACCCGAACCUUUAACCUCUAAUCCUGAACCUUUAACCUCUAAACCCGAACCUUUAACCUCUAAUCCUGAACCUUUAACUCUUAAAGCUUUAUGAAUACGUCCCCAGGUGUCUUUAUUUAAAGAAAAGUAGAUCUGUGUCAGCUGAACUUGUUCUGGGUGUUUUAUUUUGGUGAACUGAGCCUUUAAAGGGUUAACCAGAGUCAGUCGGGGAGAUGAUGGUUUUUUCUUCAGGAUUUAAUUUGCUUUAAGUUCUUUAUUUAUUUAUUCAGCUUCGCUAAGCUUCCUCACAUGUCAGUCUUUUCACAAUAAGAGUCCCUUUAAGGAGAUGAUGAGGUGAAUGAUUCUUAUUGUCCUUGUCGUGUAGUUUGGAGGUCGUUGUGCCUAAACCAGUCUAAAGCUUAGAAUCAGCCGGUGUCAGGGUGGUCUCGGUGCUUCUGCUUCUUUGUUGGACUUCCUGGUGGACUUCCUGUUGCAGAAUGAUGGAUGCCAAAUGUUUUAAACUGAAAAGCUUUAAUAAACGUUUUUCACAGAUGAA
Molecule: messenger RNA, 3142 nt
Organism: Sebastes umbrosus (honeycomb rockfish)
Lineage: Eukaryota; Metazoa; Chordata; Actinopteri; Perciformes; Sebastidae
Gene: minpp1b
Product: multiple inositol-polyphosphate phosphatase 1b
Exons: 7
Coding region: 32-1585 (517 amino acids)
Molecular function (GO): acid phosphatase activity; inositol phosphate phosphatase activity
Source: RefSeq, a predicted model, not a curated record